Molecule: messenger RNA, 3571 nt
Organism: Stegastes partitus (bicolor damselfish)
Lineage: Eukaryota; Metazoa; Chordata; Actinopteri; Pomacentridae
Gene: plxdc2b
Product: plexin domain containing 2b
Exons: 14
Coding region: 249-1844 (531 amino acids)
Source: RefSeq, a predicted model, not a curated record
UUAUUUUGGCCGCGGAGAGCGCGUUUUGCUGGCCAGGAGCGCGCAGUGUGGCACACGCUGGAACAAACAAAAACACAAAACAGCUCAGUGCAGCGCAGGCAGGUUUCCCUUUUAUAAAAAGCGGAGCAGGAGCAGCAGGAGAGUUACGGUAGUCCUCCCGGUUAAAAGCGGUGUCCGUGCGUGAUAAGAAGACUGAAAACAGCCAACCGGGAUAUUGACGGAGAAGAGUCCGCGGCGGAACUUAGGAUAUGGCGGCUGUGAAGACGUUCGACCUUCUCGUUGGAGUUGUUUUAGUUUUCCAGUGCUUGGGGAAUGUGCAGGGCGAGAUCGCAGCCGGUAACGGGGUUUCUUACUCAUACGUGCAGGGGCAGGCAGGAGACGAGGAUGCGGCGGUGGACGUGAAGCUGUACAGCCACCGGUGGAGGAGAUGGCUUCCCCCGAAACCUCGCAACAUGGACAGCAACAGGGCCAGUCAGGAGCAGGACCAGGAGCCUGAACCGGAGGAGCCCGAAGGCUUCCCAGGCCUGCUGUCUGCAGAGGAAACAGACAACAGCUCCCAGAUAGAGGAGGACACAGAUCACAACUACUACACAUCAAAAACUUACGGCCCAUCAGAUCCGAUGACCAAGGACUUGUGGGUAAAUAUUGACCAGAUGGACAAGGACAAAGUGAAGAUCCACGGGAUUCUGUCCAACACACACAGACAAGCGGCGAGAGUUAAUCUGUCCUUCGAUUUCCCUUUUUAUGGACAUUUCCUGCGUGAAAUCACCGUGGCGACUGGUGGGUUCAUCUAUACCGGUGACGUGGUCCACCGGAUGCUAACAGCGACACAGUACAUCGCUCCUCUCAUGGCCAACUUUGACCCAAGUGUCUCCAGAAACUCUACCGUCAUCUACUUUGACAACGGUACUGCUCUGGUGGUGCAGUGGGAUCACGUCCACCUGCAGGACAACUACAACCUGGGAAGCUUCACCUUCCAGGCCACGUUGCACAACACCGGCAGGAUUGUGUUUGCAUACAAGGAGAUCCCCAUUGAGGUGGCACAGAUCAGCUCCGUCAAUCACCCGGUGAAGGUGGGCCUGUCUGAUGCCUUUGUGGUCGUCCACAAGAUCCAGCAGAUUCCCAAUGUGAGGCGGAGGACAAUCUACGAGUAUCACCGCGUGGAGCUGACGAAGACGAAGAUCACCAAUUCUACGGCUGUGGAAAUGAUGCCUUUGCCAACCUGUCUCCAGUUCACCAGCUGUAGCGCCUGCAUCUCCUCGCAGAUCAACUUCAACUGUAGCUGGUGUCAUCGACUCAACAGAUGUUCCAGUGGCUUCGACCGCCAUCGCCAAGACUGGGUGGACAACAGCUGCCCGGAUGAGACCAAGGACAAGAUGUGUGACAUCGUCGACACCACGUACCUCUACCCCUUCACCACCACGAUUGUUGCCAAGACGACAUCCAGGGGCAAAGAGGCCACUGCAGGCAAGGAGACGCCCUCCACCUCCCACCCUCCCACCAGCGUCCCCACAGAAGAUGACACCAAGAUCGCUCUGCAUCUCAGAGACAACCAGGUGAUGCCGGCAGACAGUGCUGUAGACAGGGUGCCAGGCACACAUCCCCUCCACACUGGUCUGAUUCUGGGCAUCCUGCUGGUGAUGCUCAUCAUGAUUGCCGGAGUGCUGAUCACCGUCUACAUCUACCAUCACCCGACGUCUGCAGCCAGCCUCUUCCUCAUCGAGAGACGUCCGAGCAGGUGGCCAGCCAUGAAGUUUCGCCGAGGGUCGGGACACCCAGCCUACGCGGAGGUGGAGCCGGUGGGCCAGGAGAAGGAGGGCUUCAUCGAGUCCGAGCAGUGCUGAGGGAGGAGGGGGCGUCCACAUCCCCCGCCGCCUCCCCUCCUGUGCCGGCCCUCCUCCCUCCUGCUCCACAGGGACUUCUUCUCACCGGGAUCCUCCGGGAUCUGCUUCUCGAUGGAGGAGCUCAGUGUACACAAUGACUCGUUAAGACUGUGGAAUCGGCCCAUUGAGCGCUAGAUGAGACUGGAUACAGCAGCCAGUGGCAUGAGGAAGUGAGAAAACCCUGAAAACUGAUCCCAUUGCUCAGUUCCUGUUGGCAAGGAGCUGACCUGCCGGGGACAGAAGGGAGGGAACAGCACUGACGUCAUCGACUCAGUUUGGUUAAGAGUUUGCGCGGCUGCUAUCGUGUUGCCAUCGAGGGAUUGUACAGCCUGACUGCCUAGACUGGAUAUUGGUGUGUCUGAGGGGGGGAGCAGGGUGACUUAUACAAUAUAUAUUUUCAGAAUCAAUACAGAGUAUGUGAACAGAGAUUUCCACUUUAUGGUCGGUGGGGUUAUACAGUAUAGGCCUUUGUAUAUCCAUCAGGUUUUCAAUUCUUUUCCUAUUUCUUUCAGUAUGUUGUUUUUUCACAGGGGGUUGGCACAUUUAUCUGUAUAGACCGUGGGUAUUGCUUUUCAAUACCAUAGCAGGCUUAAUUGACUUUUCCACAGCCCGCUCUGCACAGAGAGGCUGCGGCUGUGCGAUAUGACGCGAGCUGAACUGUCGCUGCGAUCGAUCGCUGCUGGGAGUAAAGCUCAGAACUUUCAGAGUCGCUGUUGAAUUACUUUGCGAUGUUUGGCUGGUUUCAUUUUUUCGAAAAUGAAAAAGGAAGAUUAUUUUUGUUCGCUGAGGAAAUCUUGGUGUUUUAUUUUUUUUGUUUUGAAUGGGUGAUGGGCACACUCUAUCCUUCUCUUUUAUGAUUUUUUUUUCUUUUUUUUUUUGCAUUGGUUUCAUUACUGCCGUGCCAUUUUGUCCCUGACUAGAGUUUGCACAAUUUAUUUUCCAUGCACAUUUAUUUUUUCAUUUGACAUGUGGUACUAAUGCAAAAUUACAAGACAGGCGCUUGUGAGUGUGAAUAUAUUUUCUGAAGUGUAAGUGAUUCAUGUGUGUAUGCAUACAGAAGAGCAGUUUACAAUAGUGACUGGAUAUCCACCUGCUUUAUGGGUGCAUAUGUUUGAGCUGGCUCUGCACGGUUGAUUCUUCUUGAUUUUUACUCUUAGGUAUCAGAUACAGGUUGUGUGAGCCAGAAAACACACUGGUCUGAUUGGAUGUUUUAUUGAUUUUACAGUGUGGUUUCUUUUUUUUUUCUUUUUUUCCAGUUAUGUUGCCAAGCAUCACCAGUUCUGUGUCCACGUUUAACAGUUAUGAUUGGCUCGUCCGUGUCAACGUAAUAAUGUACAUACCAAGGCCAAAACAUUUGCAGAUUCAGGUAACUCAUGGCAAACAUUUGUAGUAUAGCAGUGACGGUACUGAAAAAAAAAACUUUUUUUAUUUUUUAUGAGUGGCCUUUUUUUCUCUACUUUUUUACUUAAAUGUGAAUACUGUUCCAGUCGUCGCUGUCACAGAUCAGUACACAACUCAAACGCUCAUUUCUACUGUUAAAUAUUUCAAGGCAAAAAUCCUGUUUUACACCAAUGAUUGUAGACUCAUUUUAGAGAAAGAUCAAUAUCCUGGAACUCUACUGAAAGAUAUAAAACGUGCAAUAUUACAUCCAUAAAGUUCUACGCUGAAGAAAAAAAAAAGAAGCUUAA